Molecule: messenger RNA, 1364 nt
Organism: Pseudophryne corroboree (corroboree frog)
Lineage: Eukaryota; Metazoa; Chordata; Amphibia; Anura; Myobatrachidae
Product: ficolin-2-like
Exons: 13
Coding region: 54-1256 (400 amino acids)
Biological process (GO): complement activation, lectin pathway
Molecular function (GO): signaling receptor binding; carbohydrate derivative binding; antigen binding
Source: RefSeq, a predicted model, not a curated record
AAGAUAGGAAGGUGUCAGUGCGAGAUUGAAGGAGCAGAAUCCCUGAAUCCGCAAUGCUGUCCUCAUCACUUAUGUUCUUCUUUCUGGUCACCACUCUCAGUAACGCUGAGGACACCUGCUCAGGUGGCCUAGAGCAGCUGACUAUCCUGAAAGGAUGUCCUGGGACACCCGGAGCCCAAGGAGAUAAAGGAGAACGUGGACCUCCAGGAGAGAGAGGACCCCCGGGUAUCGCAGGAGCAGCGGGGCCUCCCGGACAGAAAGGAGAUCCAGGAACUCCAGGGCUACAAGGAGAAAAAGUUCUUGAGAUAUUGGACAUAAUCGUCGGGUCCCUUACUAUCAGAGGAGGUGACAGGACUGGUGGUUAUAUCAUAGUACAUCAGGGCCUUAUCAAUGCCUUUGGAGGUGGCCUAGAGCAGCUGACUAUCCUGAAAGGAUGUCCUGGGUCAGCGGGAGCCCAAGGAGAUAAAGGAGAACGUGGACCUCCAGGAGAGAGAGGACCCCCGGGUAUCGCAGGAGCAGCGGGGCCACCCGGACAGAAAGGAGAUCCAGGAACUCCAGGGCUACAAGGAGAAAAAGGGGAAAAGGGAGACUCGGCCUUUCCGGAAUCAGUGUACGCUGCCAGGAGCUGUAAGGAGCUGCAGGAUCACGGGGUGCUACUCAGUGACUGGUACACCAUAUACCCGUACGGCAACACCUCCAUGAGGGUCAUGUGUGACAUGCACACUGAUGGCGGAGGCUGGAUGGUAUUUCAGAGACGCUAUGAUGGUUCCGUUGAUUUCCUAAGUGACUGGAAGUCCUACAAGAUGGGGUUUGGUAGCCGCCUGACAGAGUUCUGGCUGGGGAAUGACAAUCUGCACCAGAUAACGUCAUCAGGCACCUGGGAGCUGCGGGUGGACCUACAAGACUUUGAGGCUAAAAACUCUUUUGCUAAAUACAAAUCUGUUAAAAUUAUGGGAGAAUCUGAAAAAUACAAAUUGAUACUCGGAAGCUUUGUGUCUGGUACUGCAGGAGAUUCUCUGACAUAUCAUAAUGGGAUGAAGUUCUCCACAACAGACCAGGACAACGAUGUAUUCUCCGGUAACUGCGCCCAGCAGUACAAGGGGCCCUGGUGGUACAAUAAUUGUCACUACUCAAACCUGAAUGGACAGUACCUUCCUGGGAAUCACACUACCUAUGGUGUAGGCAUUUACUGGAGAACUGGCAAGGGGUAUUAUUACUCCUACAGACAGUCUGAGAUGAAGAUUAGACCGCUGUGAUGACGCAGAGACGCUUCCUACAAUGACCCUGAUUGUAUGUGACAUAUAACUGCUGUGAUUGGCUGUUACUGCGCUAUAAUGAGAAUAAAUCAUACAGUGAUAUACGCA